AUGGAAAGCUGGCUGAUGGUGCUCCGGCAGCGUCCAAUCCUGUAUGUAGCUGUCUUCUCCCUGGUCUUCAGAGUGAUCCACCGGCUGCUACAGUACCUUCCCAGACCCACUGCGGUGGACCGGCAUCCCUGGAGGACAUGGAAGUGGAAGAACCUCUCAGUGUCACUGGUACACUCCCUACUGACUGGAACUUGGGCCAUUGCUUGUGUGGUCCAGUAUCCAGUGAUGGUGCAUGAGAUGUACUCCACUUUCACUCCUCUCUCAUACCUUCUCGUCAUCGUCUCCUCAGGGUACUUCAUCCAGGAUGCGGGUGACAUCAUCCUCAGUGGAUUUGUCAGAGAAUCAUGGGAAUUUCUGCUUCAUCAUGUUUUAGUGAUUUGGUGUUUCAUGUAUGCUUUGCUCACGAGUCACUAUGUGGCAGGGGCAGUGGUGGCACUCUUCGUCGAGGUGAACAGCGUAUUUCUACACACACGGUUACUGCUAAAACUGGCUGACGUAGCCUCAAAUUCUAGCAUCUUUGUCAUCAACAAACUGCUGAACGUCGUAACUUACGUAACCUUUCGCUUGGGAGCACAGUUUUUCAUCACUUGGUACAUCAUACAGAAUUACUCUUGGUUGGACCACGCUCUGUACUUUUUAGUGACGAUGAUUCUUAUGAACAUUAUGAUCCUCAUCUAUUUCUAUAGACUUCUGCGAGCUGACUUCUUCAGCAAGCAUAGCAGACAAAAUGGCAUGCAUAAACUUGUCAAGGAUUAA
This is a messenger RNA of Chanos chanos (milkfish), 756 nucleotides long. It is a transcript of the gene tlcd1, whose product is annotated as TLC domain containing 1. Bases 1 to 756 code for a protein of 251 amino acids. The record is from RefSeq and is a predicted model, not a curated record. The transcript is spliced from 4 exons. Gene Ontology annotation, cellular component: plasma membrane. Gene Ontology annotation, biological process: plasma membrane organization; membrane assembly; regulation of membrane lipid distribution. NCBI's taxonomy places the organism in Eukaryota, Metazoa, Chordata, Actinopteri, Gonorynchiformes, Chanidae.